AUGGCAUCGGCAACACAGAGAAUUCCAUCGAAGAGGCAAACGCUCGACGAAGCCUACGCGCCUCCAGCCAAUUUUCUCGAAAUUGAGGUUAUCAAUCCAAUCACUCAUGGCGUCGGCAAAAUGCGAUACACUGACUACGAAAUCAGAAUGAGAUCGAACCUGCCUGUCUUCAAACAAAAAGAAUCGAGUGUUCGUCGUCGGUACAGUGAUUUCGAAUGGGUUCGUGCAGAAUUGGAGAGAGACAGCAAAAUCGUUGUUCCAACGCUGCCCGGAAAGUCUCUCAAGCGACAACUUCCAUUCCGAUCUGAUGAUGGGAUUUACGAAGAGGAAUUCAUUGAGAAUCGUCGCAAAGCGCUUGAGUUGUUCAUAAACAAAGUCGCUGGACAUCCGCUAGCUCAAAACGAACGUUCUCUGCACAUCUUCCUCCAAGAGACGACCAUCGAUAAAAACUAUGUCCCCGGAAAAAUUCGUACCGCUUGA
Molecule: messenger RNA, 480 nt
Organism: Caenorhabditis briggsae
Lineage: Eukaryota; Metazoa; Nematoda; Chromadorea; Rhabditida; Rhabditidae
Gene: Cbr-snx-12
Product: Protein CBR-SNX-12
Exons: 4
Coding region: 1-480 (159 amino acids)
Biological process (GO): late endosome to Golgi transport; endocytic recycling
Cellular component (GO): retromer complex; early endosome membrane
Molecular function (GO): phosphatidylinositol-3-phosphate binding
Source: RefSeq, a predicted model, not a curated record